Molecule: messenger RNA, 1548 nt
Organism: Ceratina calcarata
Lineage: Eukaryota; Metazoa; Arthropoda; Insecta; Hymenoptera; Apidae
Product: tubulin beta chain
Exons: 5
Coding region: 187-1548 (453 amino acids)
Biological process (GO): microtubule-based process
Cellular component (GO): microtubule
Molecular function (GO): GTP binding; structural constituent of cytoskeleton; GTPase activity
Source: RefSeq, a predicted model, not a curated record
UCUCUUUCUCUCUUCGUAACGAAACGAAGGGAGUCGAGAUCGAAGACGCGAGUCGAUAGUACCUCGACUCAUCGUGACGCAAUGGGACAACGAAGCAAACUUUUCACGCUCCUAACUCCUUUCGACCCUUUCGGCAAUUCCGUCAAAAUUACUGGCGUUCGAAUCUGGCAAUACCCCUGAGAGAAUAUGCGUGAAAUCGUACACGUGCAAAUUGGCCAGUGCGGAAACAACGUCGGUAGCAAGUUCUGGGAAGUGAUCUCGGACGAGCAUGGGUUGAACGCGAUCGGGAAAUUCGAGGGAGAUUCCGAGCUUCAGCUGCAACGGAUGAACGUAUACUUUAUCGAUGGACCAGGUAACCACGCGGAAAGCCGAUAUGCCAGGUAUGUUCCGAGAGCCAUCCUGGUGGAUCUCGAUCCGGGGAGCCUGUGCAGCGCCCAGUCCGGUCCGUGUGGAAGGUUGUUCAAUCCUGACAACCUAGUAGCGGGCUUGACGGGAGCGGCGAACAACUGGGCGAAGGGAUAUUACACAGAGGGAGCGGAAUUGUCCAGCUUCGCUCUGGAACGAAUCCGCGCGGAAGCCGAGGCGUGCGAUCUCUUGCAAGGCAUUCAAGUCGUUCACUCGCUCAGUGGCGGGACAGGUGGAGGAAUGGGCUCUUUGCUGUUGGAACGACUCAAGGAAGAGUAUCCGGAGAGGAUCGUGAAGACGUACAGCGUGAUUCCUUGCGCCGAGAUGUCGGACGUCGUGGUCGAACCGUAUAACGCGAUACUGUCGCUUAGCAAGGCUGUCGACCACACCGAUCAGACCUUCUGCGUGGACAAUCGGGCGUUGUAUCACAUCUGCACCCGCGUUCUCAAACUGUCCACGCCGACGUUCACCGACGUGAAUCACUUGAUAUCCGCCUGCAUGUCAGGCAUCACGACUUGCUUCAGGUUCCCGGGACAGUUGAACACGGACCUGAGGAAGCUGCACGUGAACCUGGUCCCGUACCCGAGGAUCCACUUCUUCGUUCCCGGAUACGCGCCUCUCCUGUCCAGAAGCUCCGCACCGUACACGGUACUCUCCGUCCCCGAACUGUCGCAGCAGCUGUUCAACGCGAACAGCAUGCUCGUGUACUGCGAUCCGAGGAUGAGCAAGUUCAUCGCUGUGGCCACCAUAUUCAGAGGCAGAAUGUCGACCAAGCAUGUCGAUGAGCAGAUACUCGCCAUACGCAAUAGAAACAGCUCGUACUUCGUCGACUGGAUACCGAACAACGUUCAAACCGCGAUAUGCGACAUCGCUCCGCGAGGUCUCAGCAUGAGCGCCAGCAUGAUAUCGAACACGACGGCGAUUCAGGAACCGUUCAAGAGACUGGCCGCGGGAUUCGAUGGGAUGCUGAGGAGAAGAGCGUACGUGCAUUGGUACACGGCCGAGGGUAUGGAGGAGACGGAGUUCGUGGACUCACGAACGGUCAUAUACGACCUCAUCACCGAGUAUCAACGCCAGCAGGAGGUGACGGCUGAGACUACCUUCGACGACGAACCGACGGAAUACGAGGACUGGGACAAAUAA